Messenger RNA from Ooceraea biroi (clonal raider ant), 5882 nucleotides. Its product is annotated as ctenidin-1. Lineage: Eukaryota; Metazoa; Arthropoda; Insecta; Hymenoptera; Formicidae. The record is from RefSeq and is a predicted model, not a curated record.
AAUGAAGCGUAACAAUACAAUCAUGAAAUUAACAGUGCGAGAGGGUGAUGACGAUGCCGAAGGCACCUCGUUUAGAUAUCCCGAGUUUAAUUACACGGUAAUAAUUGCACGGCAGCGAAGCAUUUCAAUUGCGACCGCGAAAGGCUGGUCUUGAUCUUGGCGGCUGGUAAGGUCGUUCGGUGCACCUUCGCAUGGUUUCUCGCGGAAACGCGUCUGUGAAAGGAACACGCGUGUCGGCCGAGUCAGGCGAGUCGCAUCGCCGAAGACCGCACCGAAUUAACCGACGUAAAAGGAAGACUCGCGAGACGGUAAUGAAAUUUCCUCGAUGCAAUCGACGCGGGACGUUCGCGGAACGUUAAAAAGUAAAAUAUAAUAAAAAAGAACUGAACAAACGUUGGACGAGGAAUUUCUCCACCGAACGCGUGCGACCUCAAAGAUCGGUAUUGGCUCCCGGAUCAUUCUCGGAAGUGAAGAAACUCAAUUGUUCGCUUCGCGAAACUCGUUAAAAUCCUUCCUUAUAAAAUCCGAGUCCGUCGAGUGGAAUGGGGAGCGUUUACUCGUGAGAAAAAUCGGACCACGAAAGCGCGGGUCUCGCGCGGCAAAUCAACGGGUGAUGUAACGGAUACCGUGUCAAUGCCGCUCCUGGUACGGAAUCAAGGUCAGCAACGGUCUGCGACAAAAAGAAGCCCCUGCCGAGCAUGCCGUCGCGGAAUUUACCGUACAGACUGGAACGUGAUAAGGGAAAAGAGUGAAAGGAUAAGGAGCGGCACAAUACUAUUGGCGGGAGAGCCUCUCACGAUUAUCUACAAGCGACGCGCCGCGUAUCUUUCUCAGCUUGCCGACGAGAACGUGUGUGUGUGCGUAAGUGUAUGCUUGCAUUUCCGUCUCUUCCCGCUCUCCCGCUCGCUCUCACCCUUUUAUUUUCACCCACUCUCCCUUUCCCUGCGCCCUAUCCUGCUGCGUCCACCGUGUUCCUGCUACUUUCUAUUUUGUUACACGUCGAUCUACGCGUGUGUACAAGGUCCAUUAACGCGUUGUACAAGUUGAAAUGCGCGAAUGCAAAAUCGCCACGUUAUAUAGGGUGUCUUAGCGCGAAUCAUCUAUCCAAUAGAAAAUGAAAUAAAAUAUAUUUUUAUAGAUAAACUGUUUUUUAGAUUAGUUUUUUACUUUUAGAUUAGAAGCAGUAUUUAUCCUAUGUCUUUUUCUAAAUUAUGCAAGAAAUGUCGAUUUUGGGAAAAUUUGAAUCUUGAACGUUGUCGAAAGCGAGGAUUAAGCAAUUCCUUGAAUAAGAAAAGACCGCAACAUUAAGCUAAUAAUUUUUAUCGAUAAUAAGUAAACGAUAAUGAGAGAAGCUAAGGUGAGUCAAACAAUUGCCCGUAAUCGUUACCAUUAUACGAGAGAAAAUCACCGCAAUAAGUUUCAAUUAUUUAUUUUGUAAUUUGCAGCGGCGCAAGGAGCGACGAUUCGGUUCAAUUAUCUCAUCGUGCGUUCCACUCGAUCAAGAGUGGAGACUUAAACUUGCGAAAGAAAGCUGUUUGUUGCAAGAGGAAUUUAUAUACGGGAAAGGUGAGAGUAAUGUAACAAAUUUUUAUUACUAAAAGUAAUAUUUGAAGAAAAGCGUUAUUUACCGCGUUUCACCAUAAUACUCAAACGAUCAUUUCUAUGAACGAAAUGAAAGAGAAUUUAUAUUGUAAAUCCGAUUAGAAAUCAAGGAUAGUUUGAUUAUCGUAUCCCUAUGACAUUUCAAAUGUUGAUUUGUUCCUCAAUUAUGAAGCUUUCAAAGUAAAAGUUAAUUGAACUCAACAAGUAAGUAAAAUAAUAAUUGUUAUUAAUUUAUUAUAUCUAGAAAUUAUUUCAUUUAUUAAUUUAGAUCAACUUUUAUUAACUCAUGUCAACUCUUUGCAAAGAAUACGCCGCGUAUAAACGUGCAUUAUGCAUUCCGCGGGAAGAUAUUAAUGCUUUCCCUUCCUUUUGUUCAUCAGGGAGAAUGUAAUUCAUUAUGACCUGUCUAAUUAGCGAGACUUAUACCUUCAUUAAAUCAUGCUUACUGCGGCUUGCGAAAAUUGGUUCGCGUACAUCGUCAUGCAAAGUGAGACUUUUCCAAGAGACUAACAAUCUUGUGAGAAUAUUUUCAAUCAAGAAGGAAAAAGACGAAGUCUAAAAUAAUUUGCAUAAAGUAUCGUGAAAAGCGGCGCAAUUCUUCAUAAAUUCUUCAUAGAUUCUGAACUCGGAGAAAGCAACGAUCGCGAGAGCGAACUUAAAAUUAUCGCGAUAUAUGCAAAUGCAUAUAGUAUAUAAAUGUAUUGUGUGGGAAUCGUGAUUCUCGAUUACGUCAAACCAGAACCUCCGUUGCUCUCGAAUCUAUGUUUUUGCGUUAUUUGUUAUAAUUGACACGGUGACUUACGCACACAUCCGUUCUCGAGCCAGUUUGCGGCUUGGAUAUUCGCGAGGGAUUAAAACUCGUUUGAUCCACAAUUCCUCAAUCAAAUUUCUCGACUGAUGGAUGCAAUUAACUUCUCGCAUGUCACACGCGCAUUAAGGCAAUAGAUAAUUAAUAAAUUAUAAUUUAAUACGUUAAAUAAUAAUGUAUCAUCGUUUACUGUGACAAUAGAUACUUUGAUUGUAGAUACUUUGUAGCGCGUGGAUUGUAUGUAUUCUAUCUGUGUAGUAAAACAUUUGUAAUAAGACAAACGUUAGGAAUAAUGUGCGAAUUAUACAGGAAAAAAUAAUGCCACAAGAACGUUACUCGUGCCUCAAGAAUAUAAAUCGUCGUGCAUGAUAGAAGUGGAUUUGCAAAGAUUAAACAAGUACGUAAUGCGUUUUUUACAAAACAUAUGCAAAUAUGUAUUGCUUAUGCUGCAGCUUGUACUGCGUCUUACAUGCUUCUUGCAUGUUUCUUCCACCAUGGAAGCUACAAUUUUUCUAUGCGCGAAAUAUUUGAACAGAGAGAGCAACAGAGGUGCGCCCCGCUGCUUAUAUUUUCUAGAUAAUUUUAUUCUGGAAAUCGGGGGGAAAGCGUAUAAUCAUCAAAGCGGCAAUUCUUCUGAUCCGAUACUAGUUGUAUCUAAUUUAUGCUCGCACUCAUCGAGUGAAGAUCAUAAAUCGGCUCGCUCAUUCAAGCAACGCGUCUAUCACUGCUGCAGCAAUGAUGAAUUUGCGCAAAUAAAAAAUUAAAAAAAUGUGGCAUUCUUUUAUAUUCUAAGCCUGCAAAAUCUCAUAAGAGAUUCUCAAAAUUCCAUGUGUCAGAAGUUUUAUCCCUAUAUCGACAAAGAUACCAGAGCGUCAAUGCGUCGUCGAAGGACGUUAUAUUUUAGCACUGUGUCGACACAAAAGCACCUUCUUUGAUGCCAUCGUAAACUCACGCCUUCUCAUAGUGGCCUUUCUGCUUCCAUUAACCGAAAACAUAGCUGGCGGCGAUAUUAAUUACGACCAUCAUGGGCAUCGCUACUCAGGCAUGUAGCAUGGUCGUGAAAGCCCAAGGCGCUAAUUUCUCUAGGACCACGCUCUGUAUGUACGUAUAUGCAUGUAUAGGUCACGGUCGUUCUCGCUCUCAGAAACGCAUUAUAUACGUCUAUGCAUAGUGGACGUUACAUACGUUAUAUACGUCCGUAUGCAUAGUGGACCCCGAUAUGAUGCCGGGGGUGCGGAGCGUGUCCAUCAGCAGGUUCAUGCGUGUUCAAUUUCUUUUCAAGGAGGUUGCGCCUGCCCCUGCGUAGCUCCUCCAUACCGCGGGUACCACGAUCUUCAUUCGAUCCCCACUCGCUCCUUCCGGUGCUUCACCGGUUCGGUAUAUAUACAGGUAAGACCGCGGUCGCGAAUAUAUGACAGUGUGUAUCGGUUCGCCGUGGUGAGCUGUGCGCGAGAGAUAAAAAAGGAGAAGGCGCAGGGAGAAUCCCCCCGGCGGCCGCGGCCGUGUCCCGGAUUCCAGCAUGGUGCCCGAAUACGCCAUGAAGGUCCUCAUUUUUGCCAGCCUCCUAUCAGUAGGCUUUGCAACCUUCGGACAUGAACAUGUUCAUAUAAGGAUACACCUGCCGGAGAUGGUACAACAUCACGAUGAAAAAAUCAUAAAAUACGAGGAUCACGGCGGAGGUCAUGGAGGAGGAGGAGGAGGUGGUGGUGAUCAUCACAUAGAGGUCACUGGUCCUGGGGACAUAGGAGGACAUGGUGGAGGUUACGGAGGUGGACAUGGUGGUGGUUACGGAGGGGGCGGCGGUUUUGGAGGCGGUCAUGGAGGCGGAGGUGAGAAACUAAUUAUAUUAUAUUAUAAUAAUUAUGUUAUAUUAUAAGAAAGUUCAAUGAUUUCAUCUUUAUUGAUGAUGAAUUUUAGUUUCGCGUAGUCUUCUCAUAAAACCUUUAUUAAAUUUUGCAUCAAAUUUCUUAUUCAUAAAAGUAAAUAUUUUAUUUGACAAACUUUCUUCGAAAUAUAUGAUGCAAGGAAAGAAUGUAAAUAAAAUUAGUAGGUCUUAAUUGACGCACACAGACAUAUACACACACAAAUAAUAAUUCAAAAAAUAAGUCACGAUAAAAUGCACUGAUUAUAUUGAGAAAAUGCAGAGAUGAAAUCUUGAUGGAACACUUUCUCGUAUCUACGAAUUUAUAAUGCGAAACGAUGUCUUUGAAUAUAUGUAAAUGUAUCAUCAUAUAAGGGAAAGCUCUUAUCAUUUAUCGAUCAUGGCGAUUCAUGGCUGAUACUAACAGAAUAAUUAUGAGCGAUUUAGAGUUACAAUAAUCUAUAUAUUAAAGAAAUGCAAAUGAAUAAAUAAAGAUAAUGAAAAUAAAAGGAAAAAUUGCAGGUUUAAAAAUAUUAUAAAUUAUUAUCGAUCAUUAAAUUGCAAAAUUUGUUCUUUGAGAUUUCAAUCACAUGCUAUAAUUGCUAAUAUCCUAUGUUCUCAUCGACCAAUUUUUACAUUAAUAUAUAAUUUCUUGUGAGUUUUGAUAUAUCUCAUUACAUUGUAUUUUGUUUUGAACAUUUCUGUUCGAAAUGUACUAUACGUAUAUAAAUAAUCAUUAGCAGGAACUUUGCAAAGACUGUAAGAUUGAUAGUGCUUUUGCAAUCGUGUUAUUAACUUCUUGGUUCUUUACACCGCAGUAAAUUUUCCAGCAGACGUGAAAUCCGCGAUUUUUGGGCCUGUUCCUCUCUCUUUCGAGCACCGAGAAAGUUCACUAUCACUUAUAACGCGAAGUUAUUGAAGGUGCCUCGAGUAACCGUGCCACUUUGUCGAUUAAAGACUUGAUAUGCGCAAGAAAGGGAAACAGAGCUUCUCGAGAUCGUUUAUUCUACCAUUUAGCGCGCGGAUAUAAUUGGGUGAGAAUUGGUGAGAAAAUCUCAAAAACUCUCAUUACUUUCGCUUCACCCAUUGUUCUAUCCGCACUGUUUCAAAAACAUAAUUAAUUAUGAAUUAGAUUUCGAAUUAAUAGAGUUGUACGGAUAGAAUAAUUAUUAUUGUUUCGUUCGAAAUGAUAAUGCAAUUAUGUUACUGAUGCAAUUCGAUCACCAUAAAAUCAUUCGACACAACGAUAUUCUAAAAGAUAAUUAUUUUUACAGGUGAUCACGGUGGGGAUAUCAUCAUAUCCGAUCAUGGAGGUGGCCAUGGUGGUGGCGGUGGUUACGGUGGCGGUGGCGGCUUCGGAGGUGGCCAUGGAGGUGGUUAUGGAGGUGGCGGAGACGAUAUUAUCAUCGAUCACGGAGGACACAGUGGUGGUGGUUUCGGAGGUGGUCAUGGUGGUGGCGGCGGUUAUGGCGGAGGAGGUGGCGGUAUCAUUAUUGAUCACGGAGGACAUGGUGGUGGCGGCUUUGGAGGUGGCCACGGUGGUGGAGGUUACGGCGGGGGAGGUGGCGGUAUCAUUAUUGCACAUGGAGGACACGGCGGCGGCGGCGGUGG